Messenger RNA from Rhizophagus irregularis DAOM 181602=DAOM 197198, 393 nucleotides. The record is from RefSeq and is a predicted model, not a curated record. Lineage: Eukaryota; Fungi; Glomeromycota; Glomeromycetes; Glomerales; Glomeraceae.
UUUUUUUCUCACACAUAAAACACAUAAAGAUAAUAAUCAAAAAGAAGCGCUAUUUAAAUUUAAUUUAAGUUACUUUGUUAUCUUACGUUGAACAAAAAAAUCUGUGAAACAAGGAGUAAAAGGUGCCAUUACAUGGGUCCUUGCAUCAUUGUUUCUUUCUGUAACAAGUUUUGCAUUCAUAUGGUAAUUGGCGCUAAUCGCUUUUAUCUCACCAAAGUCGUUAAAACGUAUGAUAAUCAAACAAAUUUAAAAUUAACAUACAAUACGUUUUAUGUUUAUCAUUUCUUUAUCUUGCAUCUGUUUAAAAAAUUAUUGUUUUAUUAAAAGCUUUUUUUUUAUUAUCAUACCAACAUUUUUUUUUUAAAAAAAAACAUUCAUUAGCUUCCUUAAAAA